GCCCGGGCGGGUCCCGGGGCGGGACGGGGCGCUCGAAGAGCUCCUUAAGGGCUGGACGAGCCGCCCUCCCCGGCAGCGUUCCGGUCUGAGGCCAUGGCGACCUGCGUGCAGCUCAACACGGGGGCCAAGAUGCCCCUCCUGGGGCUGGGAACUUGGAAGUCUACUGCUGGGAAAGUAACAGCUGCAGUGAUGGCUGCCAUCGAUGCUGGGUACCGCCACUUCGACUGUGCCUAUGUGUAUGAAAACGAAAAUGAGGUUGGGGAAGGGAUCCAGCAGAAAAUAAAGGAAGGUGUUGUGAAACGAGAGGACCUCUUCAUUGUCAGUAAGCUGUGGUGCACAUUUUUUGACAAGCCUCUGGUGAAGGGAGCCUGCAAGAAGACGCUUGCUGCUCUGAAACUGGAUUACCUGGAUCUCUACCUCAUCCACUGGCCUUGUGGCUUCAAGGCAGGAGAGGAGAUAUUUCCCAAAGAUGACAAAGGCAUGUGUAUACCUAGCAACACUGAUAUUCUACAGACAUGGGAGGCCAUGGAAGAGCUGGUGGAUGCUGGUCUGGUAAAAGCCAUUGGAAUCUCCAAUUUUAACCAUGAGCAGAUUGAAAGAAUCUUAAACAAGACAGGACUGAAAUACAAGCCUGCAAACAACCAGAUCAAAUGUCAUCCAUACCUCACCCAGGAGAAACUGAUCAAGUACUGUCAAUCCAAAGGGAUUGCUGUGACAGCGUACAGUCCACUUGGCUCUCCUGACAGACCAUGGGCUAAGCCAGAGGAUCCUUCCCUUCUGGAUGACCCCAAGAUCAAAAUUGCAGCCAAGUACAACAAAAACCCAGCACAGGUUCUCCUUCGCUUCCAGAUCCAGAGGAAUGUAACAGUGAUUCCCAAGUCUGUCACACCACAGCAGAUUGCAGAGAAUUUCAAGGUGUUUGACUUUGAAUUGGCGAAAGAGGAGAUGGCCACUAUUUUCAGCUUUAACAGAAACUGGAGAGCAUAUACAAUGAGCAUGUGCAAAAAUCACAAGGACUACCCUUUUGAUGCAGAAUACUGA
Molecule: messenger RNA, 1041 nt
Organism: Cuculus canorus (common cuckoo)
Lineage: Eukaryota; Metazoa; Chordata; Aves; Cuculiformes; Cuculidae
Product: aldo-keto reductase family 1 member B1
Exons: 10
Coding region: 94-1041 (315 amino acids)
Cellular component (GO): cytosol
Molecular function (GO): aldose reductase (NADPH) activity
Source: RefSeq, a predicted model, not a curated record